Molecule: messenger RNA, 1199 nt
Organism: Mus pahari (shrew mouse)
Lineage: Eukaryota; Metazoa; Chordata; Mammalia; Rodentia; Muridae
Gene: Lmo1
Product: LIM domain only 1
Exons: 4
Coding region: 406-873 (155 amino acids)
Biological process (GO): positive regulation of transcription by RNA polymerase II
Cellular component (GO): nucleus
Molecular function (GO): DNA-binding transcription factor binding; transcription coactivator activity
Source: RefSeq, a predicted model, not a curated record
UGCAAGCUGCACUCUGGUGAGAGCGAGCACAGCAGACUGCAAGCGGGAACCCAAGCGCGCGGCUGCGGCGGCUGCUCCGGCCCCGGGCUCCGGCCCUAGCUCGGGUUCAGGCUCCCGCUUGGCUUGGGCCGGGUCCCAGUUGCUCAACCCACGCGGCUGCGGCCCCGCCCGGCGCCCGCCCCUGAGCGCGCCGCGCCCUCGCUCGCUCGCUCCUCCCGAGCGCCUUGCCCGCCCGCCCGCGGCGCUGCGCUCCGGGCGCCGCUCCGUCCGCCUUCGUCGGCGGCCGCGGGGCGCGGGGCCCACGCGCGACCGCGGGAAGCAGCGCAGGCGCCCCGUAGGCGACAGUCCGAGCCACGAGUCCCUUUGCAUCCUACGCCCGCACCCGGCUGGAGCCGCUUGGGGACUAUGGUUUUGGACCAAGAGGACGGUGUGCCGAUGCUCUCCGUCCAACCUAAGGGGAAGCAGAAGGGCUGUGCAGGUUGCAACCGCAAGAUCAAGGACCGGUACCUGCUGAAGGCACUGGACAAGUACUGGCAUGAGGACUGCCUCAAGUGUGCCUGCUGUGACUGUCGCCUUGGCGAGGUGGGCUCCACUCUCUACACCAAGGCCAACCUCAUCCUGUGCCGGCGUGACUACCUGAGGCUUUUUGGCACCACGGGAAACUGUGCUGCCUGCAGCAAGCUGAUCCCAGCUUUCGAGAUGGUGAUGCGGGCCCGAGACAAUGUGUAUCACCUUGACUGCUUCGCCUGCCAGCUUUGCAAUCAGAGAUUUUGCGUGGGAGACAAAUUCUUCCUGAAGAACAACAUGAUCUUGUGCCAGGUGGACUAUGAGGAGGGGCAUCUCAAUGGCACCUUUGAAUCCCAGGUUCAGUAACGCCCACCAUCUGGUCUCCAGGUCCAUCUGUCCGUCUGCCCACCUGCCCACCUGCCUGGCAGGCCGGCCAGCCACUCUGCCUGCGCGGGCUGGCCAGCUGCUGUCCUACAAGUUAGAACUGCAUCCUCGACGGGAAGGUGGCUGUUCUCCACCACCACCGCCCGUCUCUGUGGGACCCCUCCUGGGGCCAGGCUCGGCCUGUACAGUCUGUCUUCUGUAUAUAAAUGGGAACAUUUAUUUUAUGAGAAAUGUAAUGCGAUUUUAUUACUGGCGUGGAUUAAACUUAUGAAUGUUUCCGGGGACAUGACUGCAUUGUUCACAUUACU